Molecule: messenger RNA, 1959 nt
Organism: Corticium candelabrum
Lineage: Eukaryota; Metazoa; Porifera; Homoscleromorpha; Homosclerophorida; Plakinidae
Exons: 3
Coding region: 71-1852 (593 amino acids)
Biological process (GO): negative regulation of gene expression; protein poly-ADP-ribosylation
Cellular component (GO): cytoplasm; nucleus
Molecular function (GO): NAD+ poly-ADP-ribosyltransferase activity; NAD+-protein mono-ADP-ribosyltransferase activity; transcription corepressor activity
Source: RefSeq, a predicted model, not a curated record
GAGUAAACAACUAAAUGUAUGAUCUCAAAGUUUUGUGAUAGGACAGCACUGAGCAUGCGCAAGUAGACCUAUGGCGAGUGAUCUGGAACGUUUUGAAGAGGAUGGUGAAUGGCAGAUACAAGAACCACUUUGGGAUGGAAACGAUUCCUCGGACUACGAUAUCGAUUCUCCUUUGUUCAGGGACACACACCAGCAAGAUUCUUCACCACAACCACUACAACUACGUAUACCUAGUUGGAUAGCACCAGCAAGAGCAGCAGCAGCAGCAGCAAGUGCUUGUGUAUAUUUAGCAACCGAAUCGUCAGACGAAGAUCAGAGCAGCGAUGACGAUUUGGACAUUGUUAAAGAAAUAGAAUUUAUUGGUCAUUCCAAUGAGGACCAUGAUAGUCACCGCAGGAAGAGACUGCGCAGGAGUGAUUGUGAUUACCAAGAUCAAGUACAGCCAAAACAGAGAGAUAGAAAGAAUGACCAUGUAGAGACAAGUAGUAAACGUUACGUUGACUCUUCUAGUGAGUUUUCAGAUGACGAGUUUGAUGCAUUACCUCCAUUUGAGCUGCACACAUCAUGGAAACAAGACAACAAGAAAUUGUGUGCUGAAAAGAAGCAUGCAAAUACAAGUUGUAAGACAAAGAGAAAGAAGGAAGUUUGGAAUGCGAAGGACAGUGAAGCUAUUUGUGUCUGCAAGUCAAAGGUGCAUAGAAAACAUUGCCCCAAGCGAGCGAAGGUAGCUAACUCUUGUGUAAAGACCAAGUUGGCUUCAUCGUCUCAUACUUCUGCGUGCAGCCAGUCUAGUGGUCCUCUUGCUGGUAAAGUGAUGAUUACGUCCGUAGGAAAACACUACCAUGCUGCUAACAGUUUGCAAAUAAAACCAACUGUGAGCCAGCAAAUGAAUGGUUUAUAUUCCUGUGGAGUCAGACAAAUUUCCGGUAGUUGUGCCACUGUGCCGUUAAGCUCUGUUUCUACUGUUAGUCAAGAUAGUCGUCGUAAAAGAGAACUUGGGAGCAGUGUAAUGUCAAAACUUGUUACUGUGCCUAAUUCGGUGUAUACUGAUGUGGAAAUGAGACAGCAGUUGUUGUUGGUUGGUCCUCAGUAUGGUGUCAAUGCAUCGUUUUUAUCUUCUUCUCGAAGUGAGCCGAAAUUAGUGAUCUCGGGAGAUGCUGUGAGCAUCAAUGAAGCAGUCACUGCAGCUUAUGAGAAGAUUAUCAGUCUGCAAAGUAAGUUAAUCAACCAAUCCGAAGUACCUGUGAUAUGGCCAGUUGAAUGGGAAGGUAGCUUUGAUGCUGCCAGCAAGAAAGCCAUUCUCCAUACGGUCAUCCCUGGCUCCCAGGAAUAUACCAAUGUCCUCUGCAGAUGCAUGGAAACUAUACCAGAGAUUCAACUGAUGAAACUGGAGAGGAUACAGAAUCCUUGGCUGUGGAAGCAGUAUGCUCUACAUCGCACACGGAUGUCGGAAAAAGGCAACCAAGCACUCAAUGAAUUGGACCUUUUCCAUGGACCACGCAGGGUCAAUCCAAAGUUGAUCUAUGACAGUGAAGAAGGCUUUGACAUGCGUUUCUCGUCACUCGGUGCUUGGGGCAUCGGUUGCUACUUUGCCGUCAAUGCCAGCUAUUCUGCAGGUUAUGCACAUCAUACACACAAGGGCUUGUUCCAGAUGUUUCUAGCUAAGGUACUCACAGGUGACAGUGUUCUCAGCCCGCAGAAUCAAGACUUACGGAUGCCACCAGUGAAAAAAGGACAGACUCGGUAUGACACAGUAACAGGAAUUUCAGGAGACAGCCAGAUAUUUGUUACAUAUAAAAAUGACAAGGCAUAUCCAUUUUAUCUAAUCACAUUCUGUAUCAAUCCACAGUAGUACAUCUAUAGUAAUAUUAAUAGGGCAUAGUACUGAAUAAAUUGUUUUUUACUUCAACAGCAAUCAGUACAUUCAAAUUUUUGGCCUGCACCUUCGAGGGACAGCAA